This is a messenger RNA of Marasmius oreades (fairy-ring Marasmius), 165 nucleotides long. RefSeq lists its product as uncharacterized. NCBI's taxonomy places the organism in Eukaryota, Fungi, Basidiomycota, Agaricomycetes, Agaricales, Marasmiaceae. The record is from RefSeq and is a predicted model, not a curated record. The transcript has a single exon. Bases 1 to 165 code for a protein of 54 amino acids.
AUGCACACGCAUACUACUCGGCGGGUUGGAGUUUCGAGGAGCGUGCUGGCUAGUGAAGUGGGAAGUGCACCGCCAGAUGUAGUUGCGUUUGAUACGACUACACGUGUUAAAGGGAGGAAGAUGAAUCUGGCGAAGAAGGCGAAGGCGUUGUUUGGAAUUGAGUAA